Messenger RNA from Hirundo rustica (Barn swallow), 6668 nucleotides. It is a transcript of the gene TMEM201, whose product is annotated as transmembrane protein 201. The record is from RefSeq and is a predicted model, not a curated record. Gene Ontology annotation, biological process: nuclear migration along microtubule. Gene Ontology annotation, molecular function: actin filament binding; lamin binding. Lineage: Eukaryota; Metazoa; Chordata; Aves; Passeriformes; Hirundinidae. Gene Ontology annotation, cellular component: nuclear inner membrane.
AGCGCCGGCAUGGACGGAGCCGGGCUGGGCAUCGCCGCCUGCGCCGCGGCCGCGGGGCUGCUGCUCUACCGCAUCGCGCGGAGGAGGAAGCCCACACACGUGACGGUGAACUGCUGGUUCUGCAGCCAGGACACGGUGGUGCCCUACGGGAACCGCAACUGCUGGGACUGCCCCAACUGCGAGCAGUACAACGGCUUCCAGGAGAAUGGAGACUACAACAAGCCCAUCCCUGCCCAGUACAUGGAACACCUUAACCACGUUGUGUCGGGCAGUCCGACUUUCUGUGACCCUGCCAAACCACAGCAGUGGGUGAGCAGCCAAGUUCUGCUCUGCAAGAAAUGCAACAACCAUCAAACCAUGAAAAUCAAACAGCUGGCUUCAUUCUCACCAAGGGAGGAGGGCAAGUACGAUGAGGAGAUUGAGGUGUACAAGCACCACCUGGAGCAGACCUACAAGCUGUGCCGCCCGUGCCAGGCUGCUGUGGAGUAUUACAUCAAACACCAGAACCGGCAGCUGCGGGCGCUGCUGCUCAGCCACCACUUCAGGCGCCGCGAGACGGACAAGAGCUACGCCCAGAAUCUGUGUUCAUACUCCUCUUCCACUUCCAUCACCACGCCAGCUCAGGUGAUCCUUCUGCGGUUCCUGGCCUUCCUCAGCUGUGCGUUCCUGGUUCUGAUGGCCUUGUACGGGUCAGGGGACCCCUUCUCCCUCAGCACAGCUGUCCCUGCUCCUGUCCCCUCUGGCCCCGCGUCCGUGUGGAACAGGACUGGCGCGAGCCCCCGUGCGGGCAGUGACGGUGACGGUGGCGGUGGCGGUGCCAGCCCGGGGCGCGGCUGGCGGGAGCUGCUCCGCCUGCUCCCGGAGCGCCUGCUGCACAACCUGAGCGUGGCCUGGGCCUACGGCAAGAAUCACCAGAUGGCAGUGGCUGUGCUGGGGCUCUUCACCUGCCUGCUGGCCAUGUUCCUGGCUGGGCGCAUCAGGCUCCGGCGCAUCGACGCGUUUGCCUUGGUGCUGUGGCUGGUAGUGAUGAGUCUGCAUUUGGCCGAGAGGUACCUGAAGACGGACACGCCCAGCUGGCUGGACACGGCCAAGUUUGGCACCACGUCCCUGUGCUGCCUGGUGGGCUUCACCGCGGCCGUGGCCACGCGCAAGUCAACGGGCCAGCGGAGAUUCCGACCCCGAAGGUACCUCUCUGGGGACUCGAUUACUGUCUUUCCCAGCGGCCCUGGCACAGCCUUCCCUUCACCUGCUACGUCUCUGUUUGUCCCAACGCCGCCCAGUAUCCUCCACCUGACAAACCAGCAGCUCUUCAGGUCCCCACGCAGAACCUCCUCAUCCUCUCUGCCCGGCCGCCUCAACAGGGCGCUCUCGCUGGGCACCAUCCCCUCGCUGGCCCGGGCAGAUUCUGGCUACUUGUUCAGUGGAAGCCGACCGGCCUCGCAGUCGUCCCAGUCCAAGGAACCCCCUACCUCAGAUCCCUUCUCGGCGCUGUCCGGCAGCGGUGUCCCGGGCCCGUCCCGCAUCCCGAGCCCGGCGCCGUCCGUGGCCGGCUCGGCGACCUCCAGCUCGGGCUCACUGCGCUUCCGCCGGCCGCUCAUCAGCCCCGCCCGCCUCAACCUGCAGGGACAGAAGCUGCUGCUGUUCCCGGCGCAGAGCGACGCCCUGCUCACCCCGAGCGGCUCCGAGGAGCACCCGCACCCCGACAGCAACGCCUUCGCCCCCGAGCUGCGCGGCUUUGCCAGGAAGAGCCUCUCGGAGCGGGGCGCGCCUGAUAUGAGAUCUGCUGUAGAAGGGGGCAGUAUUUGCAGUGAUAAUUCCAUCAAAAAGGAGGAUCGCUCAUCACAGUCAUCUACUUGUGUGGUAGACACAACUACCAAAGGAGAAGAUUUGGCAGGCUGGAGAGGUCGCUUUGGUACCUCUGCCCUGCGGGGCCUGCUCGCUGUGAGCCUGACUCUCAAUGCUGUCUUCACAUCAGCCUAUGUCUACAGGAGCCUGCGCUGAUUUGUGCCAACACUCCCCUUCCCUCUGCUUCCACCUGGGCCUGAGCAGGCAAGAACAACUCACCCAUGGCUCCGUGGCCAAUGGCCAUGCCACCGGUCCACGUUGUUUUUUAAAAAACUACUGUAACACUCAGCUGAUAUGAAAAGGAACCUGGGCGGCUGCUGCCAUCGCUUCCAGGUAGAACAUAUCCCAGGACUGUCCCUGGAGAUGGCAGGCAGAAUUCCCAGCUCCAGUUCAAAGCAGGAGGCCAGUCCAAUGGCCCAGACAUUUUCUUUCUAAAGAACUGACCUGAGACACAAGCCUAAAAAUGUGUGAGCUGCGUUUUUAGGAACCUACCCCCAGCUCUUCUUUCUGACAUAUUGACCUCGUGCUGAUGGUGCUGGUAAAUGGGGAGAAUUAGAACAAAUGAGCUGAAGAAGUGGGAUGGCUUUAGUAGCUGGUGCUGGGCUUUGGCUGCUGUUACAGCACCCUCAGCCUCUGCUCAGUGGUUCCUCUUCUCUCUGGUCUUUGACAUUCUCCUCUAAAUUGUCAGUGAACUUUCUUUAGUUGCCUUAAGCUUGCCUAAGCACAGGGGUGACCUUGGCUGCUCUGUCAUGUUCUUGCAUCUUGGAUGUCCUUGUGCUUCCAGCUGGACUGGCCCUGAGGCCGCUUUCCCCAGUUCCAUUCUGUGCGGGUUCUCAGCCCCCGUGUGUGCCUGUGUGCAGCCAGCUCUGCACAGCCCCAGACAGACACCCUGUGCUGGCUGCAUCGGAACCUGGAAGCUCAUGCUUUGCUUUGCUUUGCCCAGGAGGCAUUAAUUGUUUUACUCUGAAGUGGGUUAAAAGAAAGGACCCCGGUGUGAUUUGCACCAUAGUCAAAGGGCUUCAGCUUGCAGCUCUGCUGGAGUUUUCAUUGAUUCAGUGAGUGGCAGAGCCUGUUCUUGCUGUAAAUCGCACACAUAUGUUCUACUAGAGGUAGGUGAGGAACUGUCUGAUUGUAUACAUCUAUCCAGAAACCUGACACCUCAGUCUGAUGUUGGGAUUUGCUAAGUUACUUAUUUAAGAUAUUUCUUACUUAGUAAAAUGCCCAGGUGCUCUCAGUGCCAAACCUGAUUCUGGACAAUUCAGCUUUCUGGAUAGAUGAAUCUUUUCUAGCCCAAGGAAAGGAGUAGAUUUUCAAAAGCAGUUUGUAAUUCGGGUAUUUCUGGUUUGGGGUGAGUAUUCAGCAUUGCUUAGAAUUCAGGGGCCAUUUAGAGUAUUGUGCUGAAAACUCAGAAUCAUUUAGGGGAAAAAAAAAUCCUGAUUUUGACAUUUUGGUUUCCCAAAAACCAAGUGCAGAGAGAAGAUUGACCAGCAUGUCAAAAAUACCUGGUGAGAAGACAGUUGACUGACAUUAGCUGUGUAUUUCCUAAAGCAGGACUCGGAUCUAUUUAGAGGUUUUCUGUUGUCUCUUCCUUUGGGCUCCUUUACCUCAAAUUUCACUCCCCCGCCUCACUGCCCUGUGUCUGCAUCCUAAAUUGGUGCUUAUUGUGUCUUUCCCUCCCUUUCAGUUUGCUGCUGUCCCCUCUCUUGUGUUCUUGCAUGUGCACAGAACAGUGUACCUGCUGCUGACCAUGCCCUGCUCUGCACCCGAGUCACACCUCGCAGUGAUGAUCACCCUUCCUUUCACCUUGUUUUUUUUCUUGCAUGUUUUAAUUGAGUUCCUACCCCAGCCUCACUUGGUUCAUGGGAGCCCUAGCCAGACUCCAGUCAGCGUGGAUGUCACAGUUUGAAUGGGGCUUUACUGCUGCUGGUCCAAGCACUGAAAACCGAGUCUCUGUGUUUUCCAAGUCUCCCUGCAUGGUUUUAUCUGCCCACAUCCAGCUGUUGCUCCUGCCCCCGCUGUGGGUGACUGCAGAGGGAGGCCAGGCCUGCACACAUGCACACACACGUGCUGAUCCCGGGGGCUGAGGACAGGUCACGCCUGCCUCUGCAUCUCCCCCGGCCUCCUGAGAGCUGUGAAGGGCUGCACAGCCAGAACCUCCUGGACAGAGCCAGGAGAGACCUGCAGCACAAAGAUGUGCUGCAGACUGAUGAUGAAUUCUAUUGUAACUUGCAUGAAUUGUUCCUUGUAGCCAAACCGGACUCAUAACCUUGUUGUAAAGAGAUUUUUGUCCCUUUUAUAGACUUUGCACGCUCACCCGAGCAUGUGUACAGGCAGGAUGAUGGCAGAGCUACUGCCAAGCUUCUCUUUAAACCUCUGCUCUCUGGGUUUCAUGAUGUGCUGGUGCAGUGUGUGACAUCCCAUUCACGCAUCCUUGUCCUACCUAGAAGCCUCCUACAAGGAGAGACAAGCUGCCAGAAAAUGCAGUGGCUUUGCUUGUCUUUAUCACCCAGCAGAUGUGCACUGUGACUUCAUGUAUGCAAACCUCCCAGCCUGCGCUGAGUUUUACCACCACACUCGACCAGAUUGCAAUACCAACCUUCUCCUCCUCUCCAGCAACCCAGGAGCUGCAGCAUCUCCACACCCCUCUUCCCACCCUCAUUCCCGAGCAGGAACACUGUAACCUGUCCCUGCACUUGUGUGGCUGCUCACUCAGACUGUUCUUGGAAGGGGGUUUGGUGGCUUGUCCAAAGCAAUAGAGAGACUUUGGGAUUUAUUACUGAAGUGGGAAGUUUUUCAUUCUGGUGCUAGAACUCUCUCCCGUGGUGCUCUCACGGUUGUGAAGCCUUUGCUUGAGGAAUUCACGAGCGUGUGUGUGUGUGUGUGUGUGUGUGCGUGCGUGCAUGCAGAUGUACAAAAAUAUUUGGAAGGUUUCUUCAUUUCAGAAGAUCUGAGCCCCUGUUUGUCUUUAUAUUGUUGGCCUUAAUCUAGCUCGUAGAUACUGUGUCUAUCUUGCUGCUCUUUUCUGUACAAAGCUGGUUUGGAGGAAGCAGAAGUUCAUCUGGUCCCUCUGGAAAAAUCUCUGUGACUGUUGACGGUGAUCUUCAUACAGUGUUGUUCAAGGGGGAAGAUUUUAUUUUCUAAUACUUUUCCUACUGUAAAAACUGUUGGAGUGUGUGGAGUGGAAAAGAUCUUUACAAAAUGGCCUGGUAAAGAUUUGAACACGACUUAAUACCCACAAUUAAUGAUCAGGUGGAGUAUAAAUGAGCUUUAUUUCCAGACUUUUCCAUUUCCUACUUUCCAUUGAAAAAGUCUAGGUACUUCUUUGGAUGUGGGCUUGUUAGGCAUGUUCUUAGACCUUGCAGAGACUUUAGAGGAUUUUGCUGUUCUGAAGUAGAAAGGAUUGUAUUUUGGAAUCUGGUUCCAGUUCCGCAGUCUGGGGAUUUUGGCAGAUGUGGCAAGUAGUGUGCACAUAUCUGUUUAAUGGGACAGAGGGAGUGGGGUAGAACGACUUGCUGGUUUCUGAAGUUUAUCAAUCUUUUUACAUAAAAACUUAGACAUUAAAUUGGUCACUAGGGGGAAAAAACCUCACUGCUGGCAUAUGUAGGCCAGAUUCCCUGAAUUUAGGCUAUUUGUUCAAGCAGCAGAUCAGGCCUGUGAAUGUUUGAUUCCCACUCCCCCUUCUGGGUGCUGGCAACAUCUGUAAACCACUGCUGAACUGGCGGGGUUCCUUCUGUCAGGGCAGCUGGACGGAAGGGCUUCUGUUGCCUGUGGAUGCUGCUAUAUUUUUUUUCUUCCAAGCACCAUUCCUGGAAAUAACAAUGGUCUUAACCUCUCUCACAGACAUUUGUUAAGAGGCUAGAAUGGGCUGAUUUGGCCCAUACUUUUUUUUUUCCCUUUUUAUUUUUUUUUCUUUUUUUUUUCUUUUUCUUUUUUUUCUUUUUUUUUUCCUAAUAUCUGUUGCAUCCAGAAAUUAUCAUCACUGUAUUCUGGGGUGGGAGUAAGGUACAGAGUAUUUUUUGAUUGAAUGGAUAUCCAGAGAGGGUGAGAAGGACAAUUUCAAGUCCCAAACCUUAUUUCCUGUGAAUGACUGUAUGUUACGUGUGUGUACUUCUUUGGGGAGCUCUAUCACUGUACAGUUUAGUUAAACGUGCUCCAAGGAAGGAGAAGCUGUUCCUCGGAGGUUUUUAGUUCAUGCUUUGUUGUUUAAAGAGGAAUAUUUUUCUUUAAAAAAUAAAACCAGAUAAGUUUUCACCUUAGUGUGAGUGGUCCAGUUAUAUGCACACUGUACUUCUGUGUUCAUUGGGCACUUAAGUGUUUUUUUUCUAUAUGAAAUCAUGACUGAGAGUGUUCAUGUAUUAUUGUAUGGUCUUUAAUUUAUGAUUUUAUUUUGUACUGUAAAUUAGGGGGCAGGUGGCAUAAGCUGAUCAAAUCAACACUUUUUAGAGGAGGAUGUAUUUUAAUUAAACGACUGGCAACCCCUCACUACUAAUUCUGUACAUACAGGUGUAUUUUGAAGGAUUUAAUGACUUGCAGUGCUUGCACAGAUGUGACACGGGUAGAAUCCACGUUGCUGCAGCGGAGCAGCUUCUCCAUCGUCGCGGUGCCUGCGGGACCUGCGAGCGGCCCCGGGCCGAGGGCACAAGUGCGGGCUGUCUUUGCGGCUGGACGUGGCGGGUGUGCAGCUGAUCCCGCCGGGGCUGGGUAGGAAACGAUGGGGAUUCCUCCGUGUGUGGCUGCAGGGACCCGCUCCCGGCGAUGCCCAGCGCUGAGCUUUGUCCCGGCUGUGCCCGGAGCCGCCCCCGUCCCGCUCCAGGCGCCGUCCU